AUGGAUUCAGAGACCCAAAGGAACAAAUGUGCAGCAUGCUAUAGGCAGUUUAACAAAAAGGAGCACUUGGUGGAACACAUGAGGAUUUCAUAUCACUCAGUUCAUGAACCCAUGUGUGGAAUUUGUGGGAAACGUUGUCGCUCAUUUGAAUCUCUUCGUGAUCAUCUUAUAGGACCAUUGCCAAAGGUUGAAUGUGAAAGGGUGUUUAGAGACCAUGGAUGUACCAUUUGCUUAACCGUCCUUAAUAGCCCAAACUCUCUAAGGGUUCACCAAGAUAGAUGUCAACUAUCACGUGGAAAUAACGGUGUACUACAUAGAUUUGCUAACAUGGGCAUUCAAGAUGACUUGAGAAUCGAUAGUGGGAAAACAAGAGCAGUUGCACUUGCUUGCAAAAUGGUUGGUGGUGGAAGUGAUGGUUCUUUAGAUCUUUGUGCAAGAGUUUGUAUCAUCGAUGAAUAUGAGAACAUACUCUUUCAUUCAUAUGUUAAGCCACAACUUCCUGUUACAAACUACAGGUAUGAGACAACAGGCGUUCGACCAGAGUACCUUACGGAUGCAAUGCCACUGAGACAUGUACAAAGAAAAAUUCAAGAUUUUUUGUGUAAUGGGGAACCAAUGUGGAAGAUUCGCUCGAGAGGUGGAAAGGCGAAGAUUCUUGUAGGACAUGGUUUGGAACAUGACAUGAAAUGUUUGGAACUUGAGUAUCCUUUAGUAAAGAUAAGGGAUACAGCAAAAUAUCCACCACUAAUGAAGACAAGCAAGCUCAGCAACUCACUCAAGUACCUAACAAAAUCUUACCUAGGGUAUGAUAUUCAAAAUGGGAUACAAGAUCCUUAUGAUGAUUGUGUUGCAACGAUGAGACUUUAUAGAAGAAUGAGAUCACAAGCUCAUAGAAUGGAGGAUUAUCCUCUUGCUACAGAUUCCCAAAACAAUAAUAACUUUGCUUCAUGGAGGCAGGGUGAACUUGAGAGGAUGAGUCCUAAUGAACUGUUGGCAAUCUCAAGGUCUGAUUACUACUGUUGGUGCUUAGAUAGCAAAGAUGUGGCUUAA
This is a messenger RNA of Lactuca virosa, 1050 nucleotides long. The record is from the annotation of a GenBank genome assembly. NCBI's taxonomy places the organism in Eukaryota, Viridiplantae, Streptophyta, Magnoliopsida, Asterales, Asteraceae.